Salvelinus namaycush (lake trout) is the source of this 3929-nucleotide messenger RNA. Its product is annotated as cAMP-specific 3',5'-cyclic phosphodiesterase 4D-like. Gene Ontology annotation, molecular function: 3',5'-cyclic-AMP phosphodiesterase activity. The record is from RefSeq and is a predicted model, not a curated record. NCBI's taxonomy places the organism in Eukaryota, Metazoa, Chordata, Actinopteri, Salmoniformes, Salmonidae. Bases 974 to 3220 code for a protein of 748 amino acids. Gene Ontology annotation, biological process: signal transduction. Gene Ontology annotation, cellular component: nucleus; cytosol; perinuclear region of cytoplasm. The transcript has 14 exons.
AGGAAGGGAUCACUCACACAGACACACAAGACACAUUAUAUAGCAAGACUUGCACACAAGCGCACCUAUUGGGUUUUCGAGAGCGUCCAUGCGUAUUGCGAUGGCUACAGUUGUCAGAGGGAGUUGGGACUUGGUGGUGGAAGACGGGGUUUAGAAAAUGCGGAGGAGAGGAAGACAUUGACGAGGAGAUAUAAAGAACGCAGGGGGGAGAGUGUGAGAACUUUGAUCAAGCCUUCCUACAGAGAUUGUUAAAAUAGACAGUGAGAGCCGGACACAGGAAUGGAAAGGACAAAAUCAAGUUAGUUAAUAUGCAUGUUUCAUUUUCACCUGCAUCCUGAUAGAAAAUGAAUUCCAUCUUGGAGGUUUAAGUUCUAAUCACACAGAGAGCUUAACUGAUGCUUCUACAUUUAAUAAUUUAGCAAACUUUAUUAUCCAGAGUGAGUACAUACAUUUUUCAAGCUGGUCCCACAUGGGAAUCGAACCCACAACUCUGGCGUUGCAAGUGCCAUGCUCUACCAACUGAGCCAACUGUUGAAUAUGCACUGGGUGACAAACUCAUCCAAGAAAAUUACAUUUUUUCCCCCUCCCACAACCACGUAUGAGGAUGUCCCCCAGUAGAAAAAUGUUGACUUUUUGAAAAAACACAGCAGCUUUUCAAGAGGAGGAUUUUUCAAUGUUUUUGACAGGAGGAAUGUUGGUGGGAAAUACCAAGGAGGAUUUUCCUCAAAGCCUUUCUCCCAGAUUCUCGCUGAGAUUCUCUUGCCGUUUUGGCUUUUCUUGUUGUUGCGGCGUCUUCGGUCCUCUCUGUUUGACAUAUCAUUCAUUUGAGUGGCAAUGGGAUGCCAGGUGCGGCGUGAAGAAAGCAACAGGGUCGCGAGAAAGGAGAGUGGCAAGAGAACCACAGCUGUCAAAAGAGGAAGGAAACAAAGAAAAGCAGAAGUAGAAAGAGCAGAGAAAAAAAGGGGGAAGAAAUAUGAGUUUGCCAACAAACUGUGUACUCCUGGCCCCCUCCUCGGACCGGUCGUUCAAAGUGCGGAAUGGGAAUAUCUGUGGAUCCCUGUGCGCAGUCAACCGGCCCAUUGACAUUGUGCAGAAGCGCAGGCGCUUUGAUGUGGAGAAUGGGCUGUCGGUGGGGCGCAGUCCCCUGGACCCCCAGGUCAGCCCCAGCUCCGGCCUGGUCCUACAGGCCAACUACCCCCACAGCCAGCGCCGCGAGUCCUUCCUCUAUCGCUCCGACUCAGAUUUCGACCUCUCGCCCAAAGCCAUGUCCCGCAACUCCUCCACGGCCAGUGAGCUACAUGGAGAAGACAUGAUUGUGACACCAUUUGCACAGGUGCUUGCCAGUCUCCGAACAGUCAGAAGCAAUUUUGCCUACAUAACUCAUCUGCAAGAUCGGCCCAACAGGCGGCCAUCAGGCAGCAACCCUCCCUCCAUACCUACCCACACCAAGUCAAGCAUAACAGAGGAGCCAUACCAGAAGCUGGCCAUGGAGACGCUGGAGGAGCUGGACUGGUGUCUGGACCAGCUGGAGACCCUGCAGACCCGUCACUCAGUCAGUGAAAUGGCUUCCAACAAGUUCAAAAGGAUGUUGAACAGAGAGCUCACCCAGUUGUCAGAAACCAGCCGGUCAGGAAACCAAGUCUCAGAGUUUAUCGCCAACACUUUCCUAGAAAAGCAGCAUGAUGUGGAGAUUAUGUCUGGGCCUCCUAAGGAGAAAGACAAGAAGAAGAAGAGGCCCAUGUCCCAGAUCGUUGCGGUGAAGAAGCCUGCCCUCAGCCCCAGCCUCGCCCCCACCCAGAUCCCCCGUUUCGGGGUCACCACCCUCCAGGAGGGCUUAUUGGCCACGGAAUUUGAGGAGAUCAACAGAUGGGGUCUAGAUAUUUUCAAGAUAGCUGAAUACUCUGGGAAUCGGCCUUUGACGGUGGUCAUGUACUCCAUUUUCCAGGAGCGAGAGCUGCUGAAAAACUUUAAGAUCCCAGCCGACACCUUCAUCACCUUCAUGAUGACCCUGGAGGACCACUACCACGCCGACGUGGCCUACCACAACAACAUCCACGCUGCCGACGUGGUACAGUCCACCCACGUUCUCCUCUCCACCCCCGCCCUGGAGGCUGUCUUCACUGACCUGGAGAUCAUGGCUGCUCUGUUUAGCAGUGCUAUACACGACGUAGAUCACCCCGGAGUGUCCAACCAGUUCCUCAUCAACACAAAUUCUGAGCUGGCUCUGAUGUACAACGACGCUUCUGUCCUGGAGAACCACCACCUGGCUGUGGGCUUCAAGCUGCUACAGGAGGACAACUGUGACAUCUUCCAGAGCCUCAGCAAGAAACAGAGACAGUCCCUCAGGAAGAUGGUCAUCGACAUGGUGUUGGCCACUGACAUGUCCAAGCACAUGAACUUCCUGGCUGACCUGAAGACAAUGGUGGAGACCAAGAAGGUGACCAGUCUUGGAGUGCUGCUGCUGGACAACUACUCAGACCGCAUCCAGGUCCUUCAGAACAUGGUUCACUGUGCUGACCUCAGUAACCCCACCAAGCCUCUGGAGGUCUACCGUAAGUGGACCGACCGCAUCAUGGUGGAGUUCUUCACCCAGGGGGACAGGGAGCGGGACAAGGGAAUUGAGAUCAGCCCUAUGUGUGACAAACAUAACGCCUCCGUCGAGAAGACCCAGGUGGGAUUCAUAGACUACAUCGUCCACCCUCUUUGGGAGACGUGGGCUGACCUGGUCCACCCUGACGCCCAGGACAUCCUGGAUACCCUGGAGGACAACCGGGAGUGGUAUCAAAGUAUGAUCCAGCGCAGUCCCUCACCCACCCUUGAGGACAGGGAUCUUGAUGGGGGGCCAGGAGCCCUGGAAGCCACAUCGGGGGGAUGCGCCUCCACAGGGGACAAGUUCCAGUUUGAACUCACCCUGGAGGAGCAGGAGGAGGAGGAGGAGGGUGACUCAGACCUGGAGAGCCCCCCCGAGGAGGAGACGUCACAGGGGGGAGAGACCUCUAGGAAGACCCUGGCCCUGUCUCUAUCCCCAGAGCCCAGCAGCAGAUACCGGCCCCCCUCCCCCCACCCUGGCCGGGCCCUCAGUCUGGCCACCAUGUCAGUUAGGAGCCCCGACCAUCUCAGAACGUUGGGCCCCGGGGUGGGCGCGGACGACAUAGGCGAUAGGGACAGAAAACUGGGCCAGGAAGGCAGUAGUGUAGCUUACCUACGGCUUGGCACGUAACACAAACCUUGGCCCUCCCUUCAACUCAUUCCAUCCCUGCCUUGGUUUGUGGGUCCCAGCAGCAAUUGGACAUGCAGGGUGGGCUUUUUAUCAAGUCUGUAAUGACAACAGUUCCUUUACACUGGAGACACCUUAACACUUUUAAUAUUGUAGAACAAGAAGUAUCGUUUUAUUCUCUAUUUUCUUCUGUGUGCGAGAUAGGACUUUUUAGUCCUGCAUUCUGUAGUUGAUUCUGGGCGGAAAGUGUCUUAGACUCGAAGGUAGAGAACUGACCACAAGCUAACCAGCCUCACCAAUGUCUCCUGACGAAGCAAGGAAUUAUACUGAGAAAACAAUGUCUUCCUCAAAAUGAUGGAAUAUAGAUAUUCAAUGGAAUAUUGCAAGGAUUGUAAUCAUUUUACAGGGUCUUGGAACUUUUGCACCACACAUUUUGAAUUCAGUCAGCAUAAACUCGUAUAUUUUAUUUAGUUAGUCUCUGAGAAUUCUGUGAAUGUUUUACCAAAUCCAGUAUGUACCUGAAUAGUGAGAGAAUUGUAACUUAAACCUCAGGGUAUAACGAGAUAUAAAUUAUUUUAAUGUAGCACGGACUUCUUGGGUACCCCUUAACUGAGACUGCCUGUUUAGAGUUGUGUUACUAAUGACAAACAGCUCUUAGAACCUUACAGCUUCAAGUUAUGCAAAAAUACAUAUUUAUUUGUCUGGCGACCUC